AAUUGUGUCGCUUUUAUCAUGGAAGAUCAGCUGCGAACACUUUGUCUGGAAUCGAUAGAAGAGUACACAGACUACCUCUGCAACAGAAACCACACAUGUUGCGGCUUUGACGUUAAAAUGACGAUACGAAAUUCAAUCGUAUCGUUCGACCCGACAUUUCAAGCCUUUGUGGAAACAAUCUCGACGAUGCUAAAUUCAUUGCGGGAUGCUGUCGGUAGUGUGCCACGCGUUGAAUCGCUCUUGAAUAUCGAUUGCCAGAUGGAAAACUCCGAUCGAAAAUUACUCGAGCCGUACGUGUCGGAAGAAUGUGUGGAGGAACAUCUGGAGGAAAUUACGCGACAAGUGGAGAAAGAAAAAAUUGGCCCUAUAGUCCAGCAAAGGGAAUUUGAAAAGUACCAGAGUUUCAUGGACGACUCGGAGAGCGUGAAAGUGGAGGAAUUGCUGAAAACCGACACAAGCGGUGACAACUUUGAACGUUAUCGAUCUUUAAUCGCAUAUUACGAUCGUUUGUCUCGAUCGGUGAAAGUCGAGUUUCAUCGAACCUAUUUCGCUGGAUUUUUCGUUGUUCACCGUAGAGAGGUUCUCGAGUAUAUCGGUUCGGUGUCCCGCAAAAUCAAGGAGGAAUUGCUCGCUAAAAUGAUCGGCGAGUAUCAACAAAAGUCUCGAACCGUAGGGAACGAGUAUCAACGUAUCGUGGAUCGUGCGUUGAGCAUUCCAGCAAAUACGAAGGAACUAAUGGAGCUGAAGAAAUUUAUUCGCGUGACAGAAACGGAAACUCUGGACCAACUGAAAGCACGACUGAGAGAAAUAAUAAAAUAUAUCGUUGUUUUAUCGGAUUACUCGAUCCUCAGCCCUGUCGAAGUAAAAAUCAAUAAUUUUGCUUUCCAAUGGUAUUACAAACUUGGGGAAAUUUUCAAGCAACAUCGAGAAAUCGUUUCGAGUAAAAUUGAAGAAUUUCAACAGAGCCUGAGAAAAAGGAUCGAACAAUUUGAAAGGGAGCUCGAGACGUUAGCCAGGUACUGCGACGAAUUGCAGUACUGGGGUAACAUCGAGGAGAUCUAUCGAUACAAAAAGAAGGCCGAUCGUUUGGAGAACAAGCUGAUCACCGCGAUGGAUGUGAUCGAUGGAUUCAACGAGGAAGAGGAGUUGUUCGGUUGGGAACCGUCUCAGUAUCCGUUACGAAAGGCGGCAGCGGACAAGCUAUCGCCGUAUAAAAAACUGUACGAUGCCAGCUGUGAUUUUCUAACUAACUACGAUACGUGGAUGAGUUCGAUCAUAGGUUCUCACGAUCCGGAGGAGAUCGACACCGAGACAGGACUCGCUUAUCGAACGGUGUACAGGUCGGAACGGUCGAUUCAGGAACCGACGGCGAAAAAGCUGGCCGAAACAACCCGAAUAAAGAUAGAAGAGUUCAAAGAGCAUAUGCCUGUGAUAUCUACGCUUGGUAAUCCAUCGAUGAAGCAUCGUCACUGGGAACAAGUGUCGGAAAUUGUUGGCUUUCCGAUAAAAGUCGACGAAACGACGACGCUUGCCAAAAUUCUCGAUUACGGUUUAGACGACUACGUUGCAAAGUUCGAAGGAAUAUCGGAGGCAGCGUCGAAGGAAGGGAGUUUGGAGAAGGCUCUGGCUCGAAUGCACCUCGAUUGGGCAGAUAUCACGUUCACCGUGAAUCCUUAUCGCGAUACCGGCACCUACGUGAUCGCCAGCGUCGACGACAUACAAUUGCUUUUGGACGAUCAUCUGAUCAAAGCUCAGACUAUGAAAAAUUCCCUUUAUAUUAAACCGUUUGAAAAGGAGACUUUAGAAUGGGAGUCGAAGCUGCGCUUGUUACAAAGUAUCAUGGAUUAUUGGCUACAAGUCCAAGCAACCUGGAUGUAUCUCGAACCGAUAUUUUCAUCGCCUGACAUUCAACAGCAAAUGCCGGAGGAAGGUAGACGUUUCAGCGCUGUGGAUAAGAUCUGGAGAGAAAUUAUGUCUCUGGUAGCGUCAGAUCCUCGAGUACUGUCCGUCGCUGAAAUCGACAAGAUGCUCGAAAAGUUGAAGAAAUGUACGAAUUUGCUGGAUCUAAUACAGAAAGGGCUUACCGCUUACUUGGAAAAGAAAAGAUUAUACUUUCCGCGAUUCUUUUUCUUGUCGAACGACGAACUCUUGGAAAUAUUGUCAGAAACGAAAGAUCCUACCAGGGUACAACCGCAUCUGAAGAAAUGCUUCGAAGGAAUUGCACGUGUGAAGUUCACGUACGAUUUAGAAAUAACAGCUAUGAUAUCGUCCGAAGGCGAAGAGAUAAUUCUUGAAACUACGAUCGACACAAUGGCGGCUCGAGGCCAAGUUGAAAAGUGGUUGCUCGAGCUUGAGUACUCCAUGAAGAAGAGCGUUAGAGCCCAGGUGAUACGAGCAAAGGACGGGUUUUUAAAACAAAUCAGAUCGAAAUGGGCUUUAGAGUGGCCUGGUCAGACUGUGAUUUGUGUGAGUAAACUUUAUUGGACGGCCGAGGUAACGGAUGCGAUAUCGAAAUCGGUGAAGGAUGUGGAAGAUUACGUGAACAUUUGUACGAGGGAAUUGAACGAGAUAGUAAAAUUGGUUCGCGGAAAGUUGUCGACGCAAAAUCGCACGACAUUAGAGGCAUUGGUUACGAUGGACGUUCAUAGCCGAGACGUUGUAGCGGGACUGUUCGAACAACGAGUUACCGAUACGACCGAUUUUAAAUGGCUGGCUCAAUUGAGAUACUACUGGACGGAGGACAAUUUAUGGUCAACGAUGAUAAACACGUCGUUGAGAUACGCUUACGAGUAUCUGGGUAAUACGUCUAGACUGGUGAUAACACCUUUGACCGACAGAUGUUAUCGUACUUUAUUCAGCGCGUUGAGCUUGCAUCUCGGUGGUGCACCUGAGGGUCCGGCUGGAACCGGCAAGACCGAGACGACCAAGGAUUUAGCCAAAGCUGUAGCUAAGCAGUGCGUUGUGUUCAAUUGUUCCGACGGUCUCGAUUACAUCGCGCUGGGUAAAUUUUUCAAGGGAUUGGCAAGUAGCGGUGCAUGGUCCUGCUUCGACGAAUUCAAUCGAAUCGAUCUGGAGGUACUGUCGGUGGUGGCGCAACAAAUCUUAACGAUUCAACGAGCCAUUAACGCUGGAAAGGAUAAACUUGUUUUCGAGGGUACCGAAAUCAAAUUGGACCCCACCUGUGCCGUUUUCAUUACCAUGAACCCAGGAUAUGCAGGAAGAUCCGAACUACCGGAUAACUUGAAGGCGCUCUUUCGGCCGGUCGCGAUGAUGGUGCCAGACUACGCUUUAAUUGCUGAAAACACGUUGUAUUCGUACGGGUUUUACGAAGCACGACCGCUCUCGGUGAAGAUCGUAACAGCUUACCGGUUGUGCUCUGAACAAUUGUCGAGCCAGAAUCAUUACGAUUAUGGGAUGAGGGCGGUGAAAUCUGUUUUAGUAGCGGCUGGUAAUCUAAAGAUCAAAUAUCCGGACGAGAACGAAGAUAUGUUGGUGUUGCGCAGCAUCAAAGACGUUAAUCUACCAAAGUUUCUUAGCGAAGAUUUACCGUUGUUCAACGGCAUCACGUCCGACCUAUUUCCUGGUGUGAAACUUCCACAACCGGAUUACACCGACUUGAACGCGUCCGCUUACGACGCCUGUGCGGCGUCCAACGUGCAAUGCAGCGCUGUCUUUUUGGAGAAGAUACAGCAGAUAUACGAGAUGAUGAUCGUUCGGCACGGAUUCAUGAUCGUUGGUUUGCCGUUUGCUGGAAAGACAACAGCUUAUAAAAUACUGGCGGACGCUUUGAAACUUUGCGAAGAACGAAACCUGAUAAACGAGCACAGCGUAGAAACGUUCGUGAUCAAUCCUAAAGCUGUUACCUUGGGUCAGUUGUACGGGCAAUUCGACCCGGUGUCCCACGAAUGGUCCGACGGAAUUUUGGCCAUCAGUUAUCGUGCUUUCGCCACCUCGACCAACGACAAUCGAAAGUGGCUAAUUUUUGACGGGCCGAUAGACGCGGUAUGGAUCGAAAGCAUGAACACGGUUCUCGACGAUAAUAAGAAACUCUGUUUAAUGAGCGGAGAGAUAAUUCAGUUGUCACCCUCUACCAAUUUGGUAUUCGAAACGAUGGAUUUGGAACAGGCUUCACCGGCAACUGUAUCUCGUUGCGGAAUGAUCUAUAUGGAACCUGGUGCACUCGGCUGGGAUCCUUUGCUUAAAUCUUGGAUAGCUGAUGCCCCAGCUGUAAUGGACGAGUGGUUGAAAAACUUUGUAUAUCGGUCGCUGUUUCGAAGGUUUUCCGUUCCUAUAUUAUAUUGGCUCCGUCGCGAGGAUGUCGAGAAAAUUUGUCCCAUGCCCGACUCGAAUCUUAUGCGCGGCUUGACCCAUCUGUUGGAUUGUUUCCUCGACGAGUACCGCGACGAGAAAAUUGCCAAGGAAAUGGACGAGUUGGAUCUUCGAGCACAAAUCGAGGGCUCGUUUUUCUUUUCGUGCAUCUGGGCAUUGGGAGGUACACUGAAGGUAAACUCGAGAGAAAGCUUCAGCGUUCUUUUUCGGGGCUUUCUCGAGAGAAGCUUUCCUUCGAACUUGGUGGAAGAGUUUCAGCUGAGGGAGCCGAUAGAACCGCCUUUAAAGCCGUAUAUAUUCGUUAUGCCGCGGGAUGGCCUGGUCUUUGACUAUAAAUUCAUCAAGGAGGGGAAAGGAAAGUGGAGAUUAUGGUCGGAUGAUUUGCUCGAUAGUCCACCGAUUCCUCGAGACAUUCCCGUGAAUCAAAUAAUCGUACCCACGGUGGAGACGAUGCGAUACACGGCUCUGUUUCGUUUACUAGUGAGCAACGAAAAGCCUGUGCUGUUUGUGGGUCCAACUGGAACCGGAAAGUCGGUCUACAUAAUCGAUUUUCUAUUAAAGAAGAACGAUCCUGCGGUGAACAAACCGUUGAUUGUUAAUUUUUCCGCGCAAACCACAGCGAACCAAACUCAAGACACGAUCAUGGGAAAAUUGGACAGGCGACGAAAAGGCGUUUACGGGGCGCCUAUAAGCAAACGCUGGAUCAUUUUCGUCGACGAUCUCUCGAUGCCGUUGAAAGAAAUUUACGGAGCACAGCCGCCGAUCGAACUGUUGCGACAAUGGCUGGAUCACGGAGAAUGGUACGACAGGAAAGAAAAGAGCAUGAUAAAGCUGAUCGAUGUCCAUUUGAUGUGUGCCAUGGCUCCGCCUUUUCGCGGUGGGAAGGAUGUCACGGCCCGAUUCAAAAGACACUUUGUCGUUUUAACGAUAUCGGAUUUCGAUGACGAAGUAAUGAUCACGAUAUUCAGUAAGAUUAUCUUAUGGCAUUUGGACACCAGAGGAUUCAGCAAAGAAUUCGAUCCGUGUAUCGAGGAAAUGGUUUUAGGCACGUUAGACGUGUUCAAAGAAAGUCUCGCUAAUCUUUUACCAACACCGGCCAAGUGUCACUAUAUCUUCAAUCUUCGCGACUUCUCCCGCGUGAUACAGGGUGUCCUGCUAUCCGUACCAGAAACUAUGCCGACGUUAACCAGCAUGAGAAAACUUUGGGUUCACGAGAUGCUUCGGGUGUUUGGAGAUCGUUUGAUAGAUCAAGAGGAUAUCUGUUGGCUGGUGGAGGAAAUACGCGUCACGUUAAAGAACCGAAUGAACGUGUCUAUGGACCAACUGUUGGAAAAUCUUCUCCCCUCGCAAAAAGAAGGAUCUGUCACCGAGCGAGAACUUCGAAAAUUGGUGUACUGCGAUUUCGGGGACACGAAGCAGGACGUACGACUUUAUCAGGAGGUUCUGGAUCUUGAGCAAUUACGAGAAAUAGUAGAGAUUUAUUUGGCCGAGUACAACUCUAUGACGAAGAAGCCGAUGAAUUUGGUGUUGUUUCGGUUUGCCAUCGAACAUCUGUCCCGUAUUUCUCGCAUCGUCAAGCAACCGCGAAGUCACGCGCUGCUGGUCGGUGUCGGAGGGACAGGAAGACAAUCGUUGACCAGACUAGCCUCCCAUAUAUCCGACUACGAUGUUUUUCAAGUUGAAGUCACUCAACAAUAUGGCGUUCACCAAUGGCACGAGGAUAUAAAGAGAAUUCUAAAACGCGUCACGGCUACCGAUCUUCACUCCACCUUUCUCUUUACCGACAGUCAGAUUAAAGAGGAGAGCUUUCUCGAGGAUAUGAGCAACAUGCUUAACUCUGGAGAGAUACCCAACAUAUUUACCGCGGAAGAACUAGUCGAGAUUUACGAACAGAUGAAACAAAUAGACAGACAACGGGACCGAUCGGUGCAAACGGACGGAAGCACUGUAGCUUUGUUCAAUCUGUUCGUUCAGAUAACGCGCGAUCAACUUCACAUCGUGUUAGUCAUGUCUCCGAUAGGCAAUCACUUUCGCAAUAGAAUCAGAAAGUUUCCAGCACUGGUGAAUUGUUGUACCAUCGAUUGGCUUCAGCCAUGGCCAGAAGAUGCUCUGUUAGCGGUUGCAACGAGAUUUCUAUCGACGAUCGAACUGACGGAUCACGAGAGAACCGCUGGUAUUGACAUGUGCCAAUUUUUUCACGUCUCUACCGAGACUUUGAGCGUAGAGUUCUUGACUCGAUUGGAUAGACAGGUUUACGUCACUCCCACCUCGUACCUUGAAAUGAUAAACACCUUUAAGGACCUGCUAGGGAAGAAACGGGAAGAGAUAAUAAGCACGAAAACUCGAUACGAGCGUGGGUUGGGCCAGUUGGACGAGACACAGAAGCAGGUGGUAACGAUGCAAGAAACUCUAAAAUCGUUGCAGCCGCAACUGAUAAUCGCGACGCAAGACGUUCAGAGAAUGUUGCUCGAGGUUGACAAGGAGAAACAAGAGGCAGCAGAAUUCGAGAAAGUGGUUAAAAUCGACGAGGAAGCAGCUGUGGUUUACGCGAACGAAGCAGCUGCAAUUAAGGCAGAGUGUGACGCUGACUUGGCCGAAGCGAUGCCAAUUCUGAAACGUGCUCAAAGCGCUCUGGACACUUUGACCACUGCUGACAUUGCUGUGGUAAGGGCGAUGAAAAAACCACCGGGUGGAGUACGAUUGAUCCUCGAAAGCGUUUGCGUCCUCAAGCAAAUAAAGCCGGAGAGAGUACAGCAAGCUGGCGGCACCUUCGUGGAGGAUUACUGGAAGUCGGCUCUUCGAAUGUUGAGCGAUGCAAAGUUUCUCGAUUCCCUGCUCAAUUUCGACAAGGACAACAUACCCGAUAACGUGAUAGAAAAGAUCCGCAAAGAAUACUUGGCCAAUCCGGAUUUCGAUCCGGAAAAGAUAAAGAAAGUGUCAACGGCGUGCGAGGGAUUGUGUCGGUGGGUGUACGCGAUGUCUGAAUACGAUAAAGUAUCGAAAGUGGUUGCUCCGAAGAAGAGAGCUCUGGCGGAAGCUCAACGUACUUACGACCAGGCAAUGAGCACCCUACGAGCAAAACAGGAGCAACUUCGACAAGUGCAGGAAAAAUUGAAAGCGUUGGAAGAGCUGUUGGAAGAAAGAAGAAUGGCUUUCCAGGCAAUGUCCGAUAAAGUGGAGGAUUGCGAGACCAAGUUGAAGCGCGCCGAAGACUUGAUCGGUGGAUUGGGCGGGGAGUACACGCGUUGGUCCGAAACCGCGAAAGCUUUGGGGAAAAGGUAUCAUCGAUUAAUGGGUGACAUCGUGAUUGGUUCCGGUGUGGUCGCGUACCUGGGUCCGUUCACGUUGCCCUUUCGUCUGCGACAAACCGCUAUCUGGGUAGAACGAUGUACCAAUUUAAAAGUGAUUUGUCAUCAAGAUUUUCAGUUACGCGACGUGCUCGGGGAGGCAGCCUUGAUCAGGUCUUGGAAUAUUUUCGGACUCCCGAACGACGCUUUCUCCGUCGACAAUGGCAUCAUCAUCAAAAAUGCGAGGAGGUGGCCAUUGAUAAUAGAUCCUGAGACCCAGGCCAAUAGGUGGAUCAAAAAUAUGGAGCGAGAAAAUAACUUGAACGUUAUUCGAUUAAGUCAACCUGACUACGGUAGAGUGGUGGAGAACGCGUUGCAAUUUGGACAACCGGUGCUUCUCGAGCACGUCGCCGAACAAUUGGAUGCUGUGCUUGAACCGGUCCUUCUUAAAGAGACGUUCAGACAAGCUGGUGUGCUUUGCAUCAAAUUCGCCGACUCGAUUAUCGAAUAUAAUUCCGAAUUCAGACUCUACAUCACCACCAGAUUAAGAAAUCCACAUUACUUGCCGGAAGUAGCGGUUAAAGUAACGCUACUGAAUUUCAUGAUUACACCGGUCGGAUUGGAAGAUCAAUUAUUGGGUAUUGUUGUUGCAAAGGAGAGGCCGGACUUGGAGUCGGAGAAGAACGCUUUGAUCGUACAAGGAGCCGCGAACAAAAAACUGCUGCAAGAAACGGAGAAGAAAAUCUUGGAAGUACUAUCCAUAGCCGAGGGUAACGUAUUGGAGGACGAAGAAGCGGUAGAGAUCUUGACGUCGUCCAAGAAUUUGAGCAACGAGAUUCAAGUGAAACAAGCAGCGGCAGAACAAACGGAAAAGUCGAUCGACGAAGCGAGAUUACAGUACACGCCCAUCGCUGUAUAUUCCACUGUAUUAUUCUUCGCUACCGCUACCUUGAUAAAUAUCGAUCCUAUGUAUCAAUAUUCGUUGUCGUGGUUCGUUCAUUUAUUCGAGCUAGCCAUCGACAACACGGAACCGGCGGAAACCGUUGAACAACGGCUAACUGAUCUUAUGAAAUAUUUCACCUAUUCCCUCUACACGAACAUCUGCAGAUCUGUAUUCGAGAAAGAUAAACUAUUGUUUUCCUUGCUCUUGGCGAUUAAAUUGCUCGAACAACGAGCAAAUCUUUCUCUAUCGCAAUGGACAUUUUUACUAACUGGCGGAAUCGCUAUUGAUAAUCCGCAUGCAAACCCGACAACCUGGCUACCGACCAAACAGUGGAACGAAUUGUGCAACCUCGACGAUGUCGAACAGUUCUCGGGUAUUCGAGUAACUUUCACCAAUAACACCCAAGAGUGGAAAAAAUUGUUCGACUCGAAGGAACCGCAGAACGAACCGAUUCCUCUACCCUUUCAGCAUUCCAAUCUAUUUAAAAGAAUGUUGAUAUUGAGGUGCAUUCGUCCCGAUAAAAUCAUCCCAGCGGUACAAAAUUUCGUCCAAGCGGAACUCGGUGAGCAAUUCGUCGAACCACCGCCGUUCGAUUUAGCUUCGUCUUAUGCCGAUUCCAACUGUUGCACUCCGUUGAUAUUCAUUUUGACGCCUGGUACCGAUCCGGCGCAACUGUUACUCGCGUUCGCCGAUGAGCAAGGUUACAGCGCGAAUCGUCUAUUUUAUCUUUCCCUCGGUCAAGGACAAGGACCGAUCGCCGAGGAAACGAUUCAAACGGCUGUAAUGGUCGGUAAUUGGGUGGUCUUGCAAAAUUGUCACCUAGCGAUCAGUUGGAUGAGCACUUUGGAAAAAAUUUGCGAGGGCCUGGUACCCGAUGCCAUUCAUUCCGAAUUCCGUCUCUGGUUAACCAGCUAUCCAUCCCAACACUUUCCUUCCGUGGUCCUGGAAAAUAGUAUCAAAAUGACCAACGAACCACCAAAAGGUCUAAGGGCUAACAUCGUUAGAUCGUACACCAGCGAUCCGAUCGGUGAUCCGGACUUUUUCGAAUCCUGUUCUCAGACCGAGUACUUCAAAAAACUUCUUUAUUCGUUGUGCUUCUUUCAUGCUGUGAUCCAGGAAAGGCGCAACUUUGGACCGAUCGGUUGGAACAUCACCUACGAAUUCAACGAAACCGAUCUUCGAAUCAGCGUUCUGCAAUUGCAUCUUUUUCUCAAUCAAUUCCAGGACGUAAGAUUCGAUGCUCUUAGAUAUUUGACCGGGGAAUGUAAUUACGGUGGCAGAGUGACAGAUAACUGGGAUCGCAGAACUUUGAAUACUAUUUUGCAGAAAUUUUACUGCCGAGAGCUGCUCGCCGACAAACGUUACUACUUCGACGAAGCUUCGACCAUUUAUUAUUGCCCGAGCUUUCGAGAGCACGAAGCGUUUAUGGAAUACACUAAAAGUUUACCUUUCAUCACUGAACCCAGUGUUUUUGGGAUGAACGAAAACGCGGAUAUCAUCAAAGAUCAGAAUGAAACGAGUCUCUUGUUUUCCUCGCUUUUACUAACUCAGGAAAGAGGUAAAUCUGGAACGGGUCAAGCCACCACAGAUGAAAUAGUGUUUAAAAUGGCAAGUGAUAUGUUAGAAAAAUUACCAGAUAAUUAUGAUCUUGCUGCGACACUUGGAAAAUAUCCUAUGUCCUAUGAACAAAGUAUGAAUACUGUAUUGGUACAAGAAAUGGGAAGAUUCAACAAGCUUACCACCUAUAUUAGAACCAGUCUAGAAAAUAUCAAACGGGCUAUCAAAGGCUUUGUUAUAAUGUCUUUUGAAUUGGAAGAUAUUUACGAUGCAAUUUUAACUAACAAAAUACCUGCUUUGUGGCAACAAUAUUCGUAUCCAUCGCUAAAACCACUUGGUAGUUACAUACACGAUUUGUUAAGCCGUUUGAACUUUCUUCAAGAAUGGCACGAAAAGGGACCACCGGUUCUUUACUGGAUCUCGGGAUUUUACUUUACCCAAGCAUUUCUCACAGGAAGUAGGCAAAACUAUGCGAGAAAAUAUCAAAUUCCUAUAGACCUUCUGAUUUUCGACUUCUUCGUACUGAACGUCGAUACAACUCCCAAGUCUCCGCCCGAGGAUGGAAUAUAUAUAUACGGAUUGUUUUUAGAUGGCGCCAGAUUUAAUAAAGAACAAAUGGCUUUGGAUGAAAGUUUUCCAAAAGUGCUUUACGAAAACAUGCCAACUAUGUGGUUAAUUCCUACGACCAAAGAAAAUAUAAAACAGGAAGUAAAGUAUACUUGCCCCGUCUACAAAACUAGUGAAAGAAGAGGAGUUUUAUCGACUACGGGACAUUCGACCAAUUUUGUUAUCGCUAUGACUUUACCUACGAUAAAACCACCGGAACAUUGGAUUAUGAGAGGAGUCGCCCUACUUUGUCAACUAUCUGAAUAA
Messenger RNA from Habropoda laboriosa, 10989 nucleotides. Its product is annotated as dynein heavy chain 7, axonemal-like. Gene Ontology annotation, cellular component: dynein complex. The record is from RefSeq and is a predicted model, not a curated record. The transcript is spliced from 45 exons. Gene Ontology annotation, molecular function: ATP binding; dynein light intermediate chain binding; dynein intermediate chain binding. Bases 19 to 10989 code for a protein of 3656 amino acids. NCBI's taxonomy places the organism in Eukaryota, Metazoa, Arthropoda, Insecta, Hymenoptera, Apidae. Gene Ontology annotation, biological process: microtubule-based movement.